This is a messenger RNA of Gasterosteus aculeatus aculeatus (three-spined stickleback), 2437 nucleotides long. RefSeq names its product adenylate kinase 5 (gene ak5). Lineage: Eukaryota; Metazoa; Chordata; Actinopteri; Perciformes; Gasterosteidae. The record is from RefSeq and is a predicted model, not a curated record. Gene Ontology annotation, molecular function: nucleobase-containing compound kinase activity; ATP binding. Gene Ontology annotation, biological process: nucleobase-containing compound metabolic process.
UGUGGGAGGGAGGACGGAUGAGCCACGCAUCCGCAUCACCGAAAAAGAGGGUGGCGCGGUGGCAUCGCCUGCAGGAAUCCAGUUGUAAAGUCCUCACACGAGGCAAAUAUGCGCUGAGGGUCCGGAGACCCAGUUGAGCACCACGCGGCACUGAGACAUCGGAAGAAGCGUGAAACGAAAGCUCCGAACAAGUUGUGAUUUCUGAAGGAAAUCCGGCUGGAGAUGAAUACCAACGAUGCCAAGGAGUAUCUCGCACGACGGGAGAUACCCCAACUAUUUGAGAGCCUGCUGACAGGCUUGAUGUAUUACCGGCCCGAUGACCCCAUCGACUACUUGGAAGGCUGUCUGAUCAAGGCCCGGGAGCUCGGAGGACCAGAUAAGGUGCGGUGGGAUACCUUCGUGGGACAGGAUAAGAAGUCCCUUCCGCCUCUCAACGGCGGGCAAUCACGCAGGUCCCUCUUCAGAAAUGUGAUGCCCGACAGUCCCAACUUCCCCUACAGGCGGUACGACCGCCUCCCUCCCAUCAGCCAGUUUUCCAUCGAGAGCGACUCAGACCUGUCAGAGACGGCGGAGCUGAUAGAGGAGUACGAGGUGUUUGAUCCAUCCAGACCGCGACCCAAAGUCAUCCUCGUCAUCGGUGGCCCCGGCAGCGGCAAGGGAACACAGAGCCUGAAGAUUGCCGAGCGCUACGGCUUCCAGUACAUGUCCGUGGGCGAGCUGCUGAGGAAGAAGAUGAUCCAUAACGCCACCAGCAACAGAAAGUGGAGCCUGAUUGCUAAAAUCAUCACCAACGGAGAGUUGGCACCACAGGAGACAACAAUAACUGAGAUAAAGCAGAAGAUCAUGAAGAUCCCAGAUGCCAAUGGUAUCGUCAUUGACGGGUUUCCUCGAGAUGUGGGCCAGGCUUUGUCCUUUGAAGACCAGAUUUGCACCCCCGAUCUUGUGGUGUUUCUGGCCUGCACCAACCACCGCUUGAAGGAGAGGCUUCAGAAACGAGCCGAGCAGCAGGGACGACCGGACGACAACCCCAAAGCCAUCGACCGGCGCCUGACCAACUUCAAGCAGAACACCAUUCCUCUGGUCAAAUACUUCCAGGAGAGGGGCCUCAUCGUCACAUUGGAUGCUGACCGGGAUGAAGAGGAGGUCUUUUGUGACAUCAGCACGACUUUGGACAACAAGCUGUUUCCCUCCAAAGAGCCAGCAGCCGGUCCCAGUGAGCUGGAUCUCAGUCUACUGGGGGAAACCAGCCUGGCAGAUGUUGCUUGCAAGUACGACGAGGUGGACGAGGAGGAAGAUAUCGGGUAUGCUGAAGGAAUCACAGACGGUUAUUGUACAGAACAGAAGAAACCAAAGGUCAUCUUCAUGAUGGGUGGUCCGGGCUCAGGGAAGUCCCUCCAGUGCGAGCGGAUGGAGGAGAGGUUCGGCCUGCGUCACGUCGCCCUGGGUGACUUGCUUUGUAACGAGCUGCAGUCUCACGGCGACAGAGGACGUCUCCUGCGGGACGUCCUGGAGAGAGGCGAGCAGCUGCCAGAGGACACACUGCUGGAGCUGCUGUGCGAUGCGGUGGCGGCGGCGGUGCGGCAGGGGAAAGGAAUCGUGAUCAGCGGGUUCCCCGGAGACCUGAGACAUGUGCAGGCGUACGAGGCCAAGAUGGGGGAGCCCGGCGCCGUGCUCCUGCUGAGCUGCUCCGCUGACACCAUGUCGAGUCGGCUGCAGUGUCGCGGCAGAUCCACCUCGGGCCUCCACAGAGACGGCGUCCUGCACCGGAGAGCCGAGAGCUUCUGCGGCGCCAGCCAGGCGGUGGCGGCUCAUUACGAACGCAGGAAACUGCUGCACACGGUCGACGCAGAGAGGUCGCCGGAUGAAGUGUUCGCCCAGAUCUGCCAGGCGAUGGAGACCUUCUGAUUUCUACAAUUUCCUCUCAACUUCUCUCCCUCCCCCAUCUCUGGAUUCUCCCCCACAUAAACGUCACACCUGCCACCAGACAUAAGCUUGUUGAACUGUGGUACGCAUGCCCCCCUCCCUCAAACGCUCCCAGCAACGGACGAACCCUCCCGCAACGUCACAUUUCUGCUUCGUCGCCCUCUUACGUUGAACUCAAUAUAUGCUGCAGACCCUCGCUGCCGAGCGCUACAUAACUGCUGUGAGAAAAACACCCAGCAUUCCCUGCUGUGACCGAGAGCGUGUUCCUAGUAAAGGUGUGAAAUCUCUCAAAUGUCAAGUGGGCUCAUGCACAACAUGCUUCGUAAUGUAACAAGCAUGCAAGGUUUACGAUCAAGCUUCACUGCUUUCUGUGCGUUAAAUCUAAAUAAAUAAAAAAACUGAAAAGAAUUACAAGUAAUGGAGAAUAUUGCGUUUGUAUGUUUCCAAGCUGACGGUGCAGGUGCUUGUUGCAGUCUGGUGUUUGACAUUAAAUAAAGACAGCGCAUUUGCUAAA